Messenger RNA from Haemonchus placei, 1197 nucleotides. Lineage: Eukaryota; Metazoa; Nematoda; Chromadorea; Rhabditida; Trichostrongylidae. The record is from the annotation of a GenBank genome assembly.
AUGGCUCCUCCAGCGGGAAGUACGGUUGUGGCACCCCCGGUAACACCACAAGGAUCUACGACAGAUGAACAGUCUUUGAGGACAUACUUCAAGACUAAAAUUGAUGAAGCUCAGCAAAUGGUGAGUGAGAAAAACCAAAAUGUGCUCCGUCUACAAGCACAACGCAAUGAACUCAACUCGAAGGUCCGUAUGUUGAAAGAAGAAUUACAACAACUUCAAGAGCAGGGUAGUUAUGUUGGAGAAGUAAGCAAAGCUAUGGACAAGAAGAAGGUUCUCGUGAAAGUCCAUCCUGAGGGAAAGUACGUCGUGGAUGUAGACAAAGGGAUAGAAGUAGCAACGAUCAACACCGGUUGUCGUGUCGCUCUCAGAGCUGACAGUUAUGCUCUACAUAAAAUUCUACCGAACAAGGUGGAUCCCCUAGUUUCUCUUAUGAUGGUUGAAAAGGUGCCCGACUCUACAUAUGAGAUGAUUGGUGGUCUUGACAAGCAGAUUAAGGAAAUCAAAGAGGUUAUCGAGCUACCCGUAAAACAUCCGGAACUUUUCGAGGCUCUGGGUAUUGCACAGCCCAAAGGUGUUCUAUUGUUUGGUCCACCUGGUACUGGUAAAACGUUACUCGCAAGAGCCGUGGCUCAUCAUACAGAGUGCACCUUUAUUCGCGUGUCCGGUUCUGAACUCGUCCAGAAGUUCAUUGGAGAAGGAGCACGAAUGGUUCGCGAGCUUUUCGUGAUGGCGAGAGAACAUGCCCCCUCCAUAAUCUUCAUGGAUGAAAUCGAUUCUAUUGGGUCGAGUCGAGUCGAAGGAUCAAGUGGAGGCGAUUCGGAAGUGCAGCGGACAAUGCUUGAGCUGUUGAAUCAGCUUGAUGGGUUUGAGGCUACUAAAAACAUCAAGGUUAUCAUGGCCACCAACAGAAUCGACAUUCUCGAUCCUGCAUUGCUUCGUCCUGGUAGAAUCGAUAGGAAGAUCGAAUUUCCUGCUCCCGAUGAGAAGGCUCGUGCUGAUAUUUUAAAGAUUCACUCACGUAAAAUGAAUUUGAUGCGAGGUAUCAAUAUGAGGAAAAUUGCUGAAGCGAUCCCCGGCGCAAGUGGUGCUGAAGUGAAAGCAGUGUGCACUGAGGCAGGAAUGUUUGCGCUUCGUGAACGACGUAUUCAUGUCACCCAAGAAGAUUUUGAGAUGGCUGUUGGAAAGGUUCGUUUUUAA